CUUUUGCUAAUUUAUACAUUAUAUUUAAAAAAAAUUAAAAGUAGAUUUGGACUUUUCGUCGCGAAAACUUCGAUAUAACAUAUUAUUUACCAAAAUUUUACAAACUUAUACGUCAGUGAAAAAUAGUUAUAUUGCAUAAUAUUUUGACUUCCUAUGAUUAAUCAGCAUUUUUAGAAGUAAAUGGUAAAUUUUUAGAAAUUAGCGAUUUUAAAGAUUUUUGGUGUGUUUGCAAAUUGUAAGUUAAAGUAAUAAAGUAUCAAACCGGGCCAAAAUCUAUGGACAGACGAAUAUGAGAUGGUUAGGUGGUACGUUAUAUGAUCAUAUUUAUAUCUAUCACUUUCGUAGGUAAAUAGAGAAAGCAUGAUGGUAUUGAGAAGCAUGCAUAGUCACAAGAUGGACAAAGUGAUUUAUGGUGUGGAUGACUCGCAAUUGGUUGAGGUGGUGGAAAGACUUAGAACAUGGCCUUCUUUUUCUUCAUCAAUACAAUGAAACUAGUGCUCUGUCUCCAUAGGAUUAAUUGAAGUGUGACAAAAAGUCUUCUUCAGUGUAGAAAUAACUCUCUUCAUUUAACAAGUUGAUACAGUUUCAUAAUAUAAUAAACAGAGGGAAAAAAAAAGAAAAGACGAAGAACAGAUUCGAUGAUGAAAAAUAAAAACAAUCCUCAGUCUUUCGUACUGUUUUCAUUUCUCAUUUCAUCAUUUUUUGUAUUCUUCAGCUACGGCACUUCUUUGAUUUCUACAGAACCUUUUACCAUCUCUAGCAACAAAACCAUUGUGUCUCAUAAUGAGGUCUUCGAGCUUGGUAUCUUCAAACCUGAGUACAGUUCCCCGGAUGAGGAUCGUUGGUAUCUCGGUAUUUGGUAUAAGAAAAUCUCCGAAAGAACCUAUGUAUGGGUUGCAAACAGAGACAACCCUCUCUCCAAUCCUAUAGGAACCAUCCGCGUGUGGAAUUCCAACAUCCUUCUCUCUGACCAAUCGAAUACUGUUGUUUGGUCGACGAGUAUUACGGAGGAAAGUGAGAGAUCUUCGAUUGUGGCAGAGCUUCUCAACGAAGGAAAUCUCGUGCUGAGACAAUCCAAUAACAAAGAUGGUGGUAAUAAGGUUUUGUGGCAAAGUUUCGAUUUUCCAACAAACACUUUACUUCCAGGGAUGAAACUCGGUUGGAAGCUCAGAACGGGGCGUUAUAGUUUCCUGACCUCUUGGAAAGAUCUAACUGAUCCGUCAAGCGGCGAAUUUACUUAUCAAAUCGAAGCUGCACGUAGAACUCGAGGCUUUCCAGCAUUGUUCCUUUGGUCUGGUAGAUCCAAAGUGAAACGGGUAAGUCCAUGGGACGGCGUAGUAUCUCUUGGCGUGCCACGAAACCAACCUUUGACGUAUAUAACGUUUACGUUAACAGCGAACAAGGAAGAGGUCUCGUUUUCAUUCCAGACGUCGGAUAGUAAAUACACAUCCAGACUGACAUUGACCUCCGUACAACAGCUUAUGUGGAAUGAAACAUCCUUGAAAUGGGACCUGUUGUGGCAUUCUGUGGCUGAGGAAUGCGAUAUCUAUGGAAUUUGCGGCCCUUACAGCUACUGUGACAUAUUAAUGGCGUGUAAGUGUAUGCGAUGUUUUGAGCCCAAGGACCAGGAAGCAUGGGCCUUGGAAAACAAGGGAGAUGGGUGUGUGAGGAAAGCCCCACUGAGCUGCAGUGAUGACAAGCUUAUUGCAACACCUACUGAAAAUAUGUCUGGAGAAAACAUAGUGGAGAAUACGGAACUUCCAUUGUUGAGUUUCGAAACCAUAUCCCGUGCCACAGAUGAUUUCUCUGUUUUUAAUAAGCUUGGAGAAGGUGGUUUCGGUGUCGUGUACAAGGGAAUACUUGACGGUCAAAAAAUUGCUGUGAAAAGACUGUCAAAUACGUCAGAUCAAGGCACUGAUGAGUUUAAGAACGAACUCAAACUGAUCACCAAGGUAGAACACCUAAACCUGGUUAAGAUUUUCGGUUAUUGCAUUAAUGGGGAGGAGAAGUUGUUAAUAUAUGACUACUUGGAGAACCGAAGCCUCGAUCUCUAUCUCUUUGACGAAACCCAAAGUGAUAAGCUAAAUUGGCCCAAGAGAUUUGAAAUUGUCAUAGGUGUUGCUCGUGGACUCUUAUAUCUUCACGAAUAUUCGGGAACUCUGAUCAUACAUAGGGACCUUAAACCAAGCAACGUCUUGCUUGAUAAAGAUAUGAUCCCGAAGAUCUCAGCGCGGAUCUUUGAAAGGGGCAAUAACAAUGUUGAGACGAAACGUGUGGUCGGAACGCGUGGCUACAUGUCUCCGGAAUACUCGGAAGAGGGGACAUACUCGGUGAAGUCAGAUGUUUACAGUUUCGGGGUAUUGGUUCUUGAGAUCUUAUCCGGUAAGAGAAACAGAGGAUUCGCCGAGGCAAACGAUGGUCUCAGUCUUCUAAGCUACGCUUGGAAGAAAUGGAGCAAGGGAGAGUGGGCAUGUGUCAUAGAUCCCAUGAUAGAUCCAUCAUCCGAUGAAGUCAAACGGUGCUUCCAAAUUGGACUACGGUGUGUUCAAGGUCGUCAAGAGGAUAGACCAGUAAUGUCUUCCGUCCUGUUGAUGCUCCUAAGCCAAACGGAGAUCAUUCCGGAGCCAAAUCCGCCAGGUUUUUAUGGUGAUCUCUGAAGCAAUGCCGAGAUCGGGGGUUUGCUUUUGACUUUUUUUUGGUACUGGUUCUCCGGUUAAUUUUAAUUGUCGGUUAAAGAUGAUGAUUUAAAUGGGAAUCGUUGAAUUUUAAUGUAAUGAGUUUAAUAAUCUGAAAGAGUAUUUUCUGAA
This is a messenger RNA of Arabidopsis lyrata subsp. lyrata, 2807 nucleotides long. Its product is annotated as receptor-like serine/threonine-protein kinase SD1-8. Gene Ontology annotation, molecular function: protein kinase activity; ATP binding. The record is from RefSeq and is a predicted model, not a curated record. NCBI's taxonomy places the organism in Eukaryota, Viridiplantae, Streptophyta, Magnoliopsida, Brassicales, Brassicaceae. Gene Ontology annotation, biological process: protein phosphorylation; recognition of pollen.